AUGACCGUCAACUCGAAGGUGGUGGUCGGUGCUACGGGGAAGCAGGGAGGUUCUGUCGCUCGUUCUCUUCUUCAGAAUAAAUACUUUCACGUACGCUGCAUUACUCGAUCCCCCACAUCCGCCAAGGCCAAGCAGCUUGCCAGCCUGGGGGCCGAGAUGUGUCAGGCAGAUGGCUUCAGCGAGACUGACCUGCUUCGCGCUUUCAAUGGGAGCUGGGGAGCCUUCGUCAAUACCAACUCCGAGAACCCCGAACUUGCUAGUAACGGACGCACAGACGAAGAGCUAGGCAAGAAUAUCGUCCGGUGCGCUGCGCUUGCCGGAGUCCAGCACCUGGUGUACACUCCAACCCGCAACUGA
Aspergillus viridinutans is the source of this 357-nucleotide messenger RNA. RefSeq names its product NmrA-like domain-containing protein 1. The record is from RefSeq and is a predicted model, not a curated record. Bases 1 to 357 code for a protein of 118 amino acids. NCBI's taxonomy places the organism in Eukaryota, Fungi, Ascomycota, Eurotiomycetes, Eurotiales, Aspergillaceae. The transcript has 3 exons.